AUGGAACCGCCCGUAAAGAAAUUGAAAACUCCAAAGUUUGUUUGGUUUAUCGUAUGUGAUGAACUCUGUGAAAGGUUCAACUACUAUGGACUUAGAACUAUCCUAAUGUUAUACUUGACAUCGAUAUUAAAUUAUUCCGACGAUGUGUCGACAAUGAUCUAUCAUGGCUUUAUAUUUUUAUCGUAUUUUAUGCCAUUGUUCGGUGCUAUAUUGGCUGACUCUUACUGGGGAAAAUUCAAAACUAUAAUACGACUAUCAAUAGUUUAUGCACUUGGAAAUGUCAUCCUCACUGGAGCUUCGAUGGCCAACGAUUUCACUCUCGAUAGUCAAAGAUUCAUUGCCAUCGUCGGCUUACUAUGUAUUGCGUUGGGAACAGGUGGCAUAAAACCGUGCGUUUGCACGUUCGGCGGCGAUCAAUUCCAAUUACCGGAGCAACAAGAUCAACUUGCCCAAUUUUUCAGCAGAUUCAUAACAGCCAUUUACAUCGGAUCAUUGAUAUCUACGUUCUUAGCACCUGAGCUACGGAAAAGCGCACAGUGCUUUGGUAGGGAUACGUGUUUUCCGCUGGCGUUCGGCGUACUAUCACUGCUCAUGAUAAUGGCAAUAGUUGUUUUUAUACUCGGAAGAAAUAUGUACAUGAAAAGGAAACCGGAGAAUCAUGUGAUCUUCAAAACCUUCGGGUGCAUAUUUUACGGUAUUCGCAAAAAUAUAGUUUCGUCGUCUCCUAACGAAGCCCAUUGGCUAGAUCUCGCUGGCAACAAGUACUCGAAAACCGAGGUAUCCGACACGACGGCGCUGGAAGUGUUAUACAUAUUCAUCGCUUAUCCGGUAUUUUGGGCGCUCUACGAACAACAGGGUUCGCGGUGGACGUUGCAAGCGACGUUGAUGAACGGUAAGUUAGAAAACAUCGGUUGGGAAAUCAAACCCGACCAGAUGCAAACCAUCCAUCCUUUGUUCGCACUUUUGUUGAACUUGUUGUUCGAUCGCGUCCUGUACCCGUUCCUGGCGAAAUUCGGAAUCCGGCAGCCGCUGCAAAAGCUCAUAUUCAGCAAUUUCAUGGCGGUGCUCGCCUUUCUGCUCGCCGCCGUUCUUCAGUAUAAAAUAUUCGGCAACAGCACUGUUAUACCAAAUACCGAAGGACAGUUUGUAGUGUAUAACGGCUUCAAUUGUAACGCUCGUGUGUUAAACCCGUCAUUGUGGGUGGGCAACAACAAUAUCGAUCCACUGGGCUCGGCUAAAUUCAUGUAUAUGCCGAAUUUCGACGAGGAUGUCGUGAACAUUAAGCUGAAAUUGGACGAAUCGUGUAAUUCGUACUUAAACUAUGACAAUAUGAACAUUAACGUAACUGUAUCCAAAGGAGAGUCAAUCUCGUAUUUCUUAACGUCCACUGCGAAUAAAGAAGUUAAAUUACGUCGUAUUAAUCAUUACGACGAUUUCAUAAAACCUAAAAAUGGCCAUCCUAAUUUAAGGAUCAUAACCGACGAUGAUAUCAAUAAAAACGAAUCUCUUGCUCUCGUGGCCGCCGGGAAAAAUCACUUAUCGUACAACAUUUCUUCGUUUUCAAAUGAAAAUUUCAUUCAGGUGGCUUUUGGAAACUAUAAUGUUGUACACGGCGAGGAAGUGAUCUCGAAUAUAAAUCUCAUGCCAGCGACGAUAUAUACACUCGUCGUACGUAACGACGAUAGUCACGGCCCGGAAUCGAAAUUGUACGCUACAGACGAGGGCAACUACUUGCACAUUUUAUGGCAGACGCCGCAAUACGCGUGUAUGAUCAUCGCAGAUGUGAUUUUCAUUGCCACGACGAUUGAAUUUUCGUUUACUGAAGCUCCGCCCAGGAUAAAAUCGUUCAUAUCGGCAUGUUACUCGAUGACUCAAUCGAUCGGAAAUCUAGUAGUCGUCGUUGUUUCGGCUUUGUCAUUUCGCAAACAAGUACACGAAUAUCUAUUUUUCUCCGGUCUCAUGCUGGCGGACACAUUGUUAUUGGUUUAUUUGAGUUAUAGUUACAAAUACAAAUCGUUUAGACAACGACUAAACGACGACAGCAACGAAAAUACCGUGACAAAUCAAAAUGAAGUUCAACUCGAUGAGAAAUAAUCAUUAAAUGCUCUCUUUAUAUAUAUGCUGGCUAUUCGCAUAUAAGGUUUGAUUUAAUUUGUUCUCAUCAACAACUUUGUAUCUAUUUAUUAUUGUAAUAGUUGUUUAUUUCAAUAUAUUAAUAUUAUUGCCGAUUAAUUUAAUGAGAUAUUAUACUAAUAUUACAAAUGAUCAUAACUUAAAUUAUAAUUAUCAUACGCCGUUAUACUGCAUGUGGUUUGUUCAUUAAAUUGUUAAUUAACUGUUAAAUCAAUCUCAUAAACUAGAAAAGUAAUAUUCUUACUAUUCAAUAUUCCAAAUAACUUGUCUGUGAUAUUAUGAAUACCUGUAGUAAGUAAACUCAUCUGUUUAAGAUAAUAAUGAAAUUAAAUUAAAUAUUACGAAGCUA
Molecule: messenger RNA, 2482 nt
Organism: Rhopalosiphum maidis (corn leaf aphid)
Lineage: Eukaryota; Metazoa; Arthropoda; Insecta; Hemiptera; Aphididae
Product: peptide transporter family 2-like
Biological process (GO): oligopeptide transport; transmembrane transport
Cellular component (GO): membrane
Molecular function (GO): dipeptide transmembrane transporter activity
Source: RefSeq, a predicted model, not a curated record